AUGGCGGACGCCGUGAUGAGAUGCUUGCACACUUCCAAGAUCCCGCAUCUGGGAGUGUCGCUGCUGGCGAAGCGCGCAGGCAGGCCCUCAAAUCUUCCAGGUCGGCAACUAUUCGUACACUGCACUUGUCAGAUACGGAAACGGGCCUUGACUACGGCCAUCACUCCUAGCAGCUUGCACCACUCCAAACACUCCUCCCGUACCUAUGCCUCGACGGCACCAACUCUCCCGCGCCCUCCCCCUCGAGCAUCCCGCGUGCCGCCGCCGCCGCCGCCGAUUGGCAUUGCAGCCCGGCAACCAAAGACCUCGAACUCGAACUCGAACAAUGGCUUGCCCAGGACGAGGACCCCGGACCGAGCUUCCUCGGGGCGAUCCUUUCAGAUCUAUUUCUGGGGCGUGUCACUGUUCGGCUUCGUGUUGUCUGCAUACCUCAGCUCCCUGUACGUGACCUAUAAGCGCGAAGUCAGGGAAUCAGCGAUGCUCGACCUCGCCCCAAACGCGGACGUGUCUAGCCGCUGGCUAGAUCUGUCACGCAACUUCGACGACGAGGUCGACAUGUCCGAGAAACUGAUGUCUCUACGGGCCAAGCGCAGGAACUUAUGCCAGCAAGCGCAGGGCAACGUGUUAGAAGUGAGCGCCGGGACAGGGCGGAACAUGGACUUGUACAAUUUGGAUCCGAUCAAUACACCGCGCAACAGGAGGAUCAAGAGUCUCGUGUUCAACGACCAGAGUGAGAUCAUGGUGUACCAGGCGCAGAAGAGGUUUGAAAGCCUGCAAGAAGAGACGGAUGCAAUUGCAAAGUUUAGGGGUCCUGUCAGGUUCAUCGUCGGAGAUGCCGGUGAUAAACGGAUCAUUAAUAGACCGGAAGGCGGCUUCGACACCAUCAUCCAGACAAUGGGACUCUGCAGUAUGUCGAGCCCUGUGGGAUUUCUGAGGAGGCUGGGUGAGCUGUGCAGACAGCCUGGUGAACGGAGUACGGGGUUGGACGUGAAUCUCGUGCGGGCGGACAGCCAAGAGAAGCGAAAUGAUAGCGGCGCUUCAGCAGAGGCGCAUGAAACAGCAGCCGGAGAUGAGCUGGACAGUGACAAGGGCGGCAAGAUUCUGCUCCUCGAGCACGGCCGAUCGAAUGUCGGCUUUAUCAACAAGUAUCUCGACAACAUUGCCAAACGGCACGCCGACCGCUACGGAUGCUGGUGGAACAAAGACAUUGAGCAGAUUGUACUUGACAGUGGGUUGGUAGUUGAGAGCAAGAAGCGCUAUCAUUUCGGCACCACGUACGAGUAUGUGUUGAGACCGAGGGGCGGAUUAGAGAAGGAUGCCAGCGAGCGCAAGCCAAGCUAG
This is a messenger RNA of Capronia epimyces CBS 606.96, 1341 nucleotides long. RefSeq lists its product as uncharacterized. The coding region runs from base 1 to 1341 and encodes 446 amino acids. The record is from RefSeq and is a predicted model, not a curated record. The transcript has a single exon. NCBI's taxonomy places the organism in Eukaryota, Fungi, Ascomycota, Eurotiomycetes, Chaetothyriales, Herpotrichiellaceae.